Neopelma chrysocephalum (saffron-crested tyrant-manakin) is the source of this 6202-nucleotide messenger RNA. It is a transcript of the gene CDAN1, whose product is annotated as codanin 1. NCBI's taxonomy places the organism in Eukaryota, Metazoa, Chordata, Aves, Passeriformes, Pipridae. The coding region runs from base 141 to 4112 and encodes 1323 amino acids. Gene Ontology annotation, biological process: chromatin organization. The record is from RefSeq and is a predicted model, not a curated record. Gene Ontology annotation, cellular component: nucleus. The transcript is spliced from 28 exons.
UGACAUGGGGAGGGGGCGCGGCCCCCGCCCGCCUCCCCGGCGGGAAUCCCCGCUCGGCACCGCCCCCGCGGGAAGGGGGGACACGCCGGGCCCGCCCCCGGCGCGGGUUGUGCGCGUGCUCGGCGGGAGCGCGGCCGGGAAUGGCGGCGGUUUUGGAGCUGCUGCUGCAGGAGGAGGUGCCGGUCAGCGCCGUGGUGCGGUGGCUCCAGCACGGCCCCGGCCACCGCCCGGCUGAGGAAAACCACAUCCAUGACAAGCUGGUAUCUCUUAGUUUGCUUCAGAAUGAUUUUGUGCCUUUUCUGCUAAAUUUUUUAAGGGAGCAGACCAGCCAGAUUCUGACUAAUGGACCCUCUACUCCUGCUAAAACACCUAAUUCCAAGGCCCAUGGGAGCCAAAGGACAGGAUCAGAAAGGAGGGCAGGCCAUGCAACCAGCAGCCGAGUGCAGCUCUUUUCCCAAAGGACUUCAGUGACUACCUGCACCACAGAUACCAGCUUUUCUCCUGCUGCAGCAUCCAGCAGUUCCUCUUCCUUUUCUGGGUCAAACCUCUCUAGCCCUUGUGGUGAUUUCCCAAGCGUGGUGUCCAGUAGCAGCCCGAGCUUUGGGCACAGCCCUGUGCUUCACCACGGGGAGAAGCGGUCAUCUCAGAAGGCCAGCUUGGGGAGCUUCCUUACAGCCACACCGGAAGCCCUGCCAGUGAGACGAGGCCGAAGGAAAGGAAACAGCUCAGUUGGUGCCUCUGGCCGUCAGGUAGCUCGGGAUCUGGGGCGUUCCCUUGCUGAAGAGGAAGAUGGAAAGAAUGACAGUGUAUCGUGGAGCGGAGGGAGAAGGAAGCGGAGUGAAGUGCCUCUUGAUUCUGCCAGAUCCCCAACCAGCCAGCUAAACCUUAACAACUUGGAGGAGUUCCCACCCAUGGGUGCUGCCUCUGGCUGGACAAACAAAAGCAAACCAUCGAGGCGAAUCAACCCAACUCCUGUAAGUGCUGAGCGCCCCCUCUCAAAACCAAAGACGUGCUUCACUUCUACUCCUGUUAGUAAGUCUCCAGCUGCUCUGUUGUCAUCUGGGUCAAGCCUUGAGGCCUUUACCACUGUCCAGGAAAGAAACCUUACAUCUGUGAUAAGCAACAGCCUUCAAGAGGAGAGGGAGAUGCUGAAGAAAGAACGAUGCAAAUUGCUGCACCAGGCGUCUUCUCCUGCAGGGAUGUCUUUUGAUCCUGGUACUCCGACUAAGCCUAGCUACACUCGCAGUGUUAGCCUGCCUGCUGAAAGCCAUCUAGUCACCUGUGCAAAUCCUACUAAGGUUUCCUGCAAGAAGCAGCUGGAGUGUCUGGCACAGCUCUAUUCAUCGUGUAUAGCAGAAAACCUCGUACCAAAUAUUUUUCUGGAGCUGUUUUUUGUUCUGCAACUAUUGACAUCUAAAGGUACUUCUAUUGCAGAAGAUGGGGACAGUGACCUUGAAAUCAAUGAAAGUAGUAGAGAAGUGUCAGAGGGACAGCAUUUCCAAAGUGUGCACAACUGUGUUUAUUUUGCUGUUCGAGUCUUGGACUAUCAGUAUGAAAUUAUUUCCCAUUUAGAAAAGGGGAUGCUGAAGCUUUUGGCUGAAAAUGAACGGAUUGCAUCUUUUUCUCCCACCUUGCACAAGAGGCUCAGGCAGGCUUAUGAAAGCAGCGCAGCCAAGGUGUCUCUCCUGUUGCCGUGCUCUGUACAGUCUGUUUCUUUCCAGCCAGAAACUGAUAAUCGCUCUAACUUUCCCAGUGACAGAGCAUUUCACAUAUUUAAGAAACAAAGGGACAUAUUUUAUGAACUUCUGCGUGAAUGGGAGGAUAACCACGAGAAAAGUGGCUGGGACUUUGAAAGAGUUCUGGGCAACAAGAUCAGGGCCAUGAUGGCUCAUCUAUCUGCAACCUGCAACCACAGCCAUUUUGCCCGGCUCUUUCAGAAACAGCUUAUCCAGAUGUGUAAAGGUCCUAUUGGUGGUGGCGCAAACUGGGGAGAUACGCCAGACCAGGACGUCCUUAAUAUGCUGGGUUCUGACAAUCUGAGCCGUCUGAAGAGGCUGCAGGAAAGAUUUGUUGUUCCUCAGAGCAUCAGAGGACCUUGUCCACCCCCUUCGUUCCCGGGGUGCCAGCAAUUCUUCAGGGACUUCAUCCUCAGUGCAGGAAGUUACCAGUUCAAUCAGCACCUGAUGGAUAGUCUGUGCCUGAAGAUACUUGAACUGAAUGGCCUUACUCUGGUGGAGCAUGAGCACACUGAUGGGGAAGCAGACAUGGAUGAACAGGAUGAAAAGAAGCGCUUCACUGUGGUCCUGUUAAGUCUGCGACUCCUCGCCAAGUUCCUGGGGUUUCUUGUUUUCUUGCCAUAUCGCACUGUGGAGCAGCCAACUAGGGACUUGCAAGAUUCUGCAUUAGCAUUAAGAAACCAAACCCUGCCUAUACUGGAUGUAUUGAAGCUUCUGAGACAAUCGGUUCGGGAUCAACGUUCUAUCCUUACUAUUCCUUGGAUUGUGGAGUACCUUUCCCUUGUGGAUCAUAUUGCUCCUUUCCUGGAUUACUACAGGAAAGUAUUUGGUCUCUUGCUGCAGGUGUACAGGUUAAUGGUCCUUUCUGAAGAUAAGAAGAUGAGUUUCCUGAACAAGCUGCUGAUCCUUGCAGUUCUGGGUUGGCUCUUUCAGGUUCCAUCAGUCCCUGAAGAGUUGUUUUUUACCACUGACGACAGGCAGGAGAGAUUUAUGAUGGAUACUGUGACAUCUGCUCAGGCUUUGGACUCUGUACCCUUGGUGGAUCAGCAGUUACUUUAUACCUGCUGUCCCUAUCUUGGUGAGCUGCGUAAACUACUUGCCUCUUUUGUGGCUGGUAGUGGAGCAAAAAAUGGUGGCUUUAUAAGAAAAAUCACUCCCACAGCUGCAGAGUCUUUAGCACCCAAGGCUUCUGUCACGCAGCGGAAACUGCAGGUGGAGUUGGAACAGGCCUUCUUCCACAACCAGCCUUCUUCCCUACGGAGAACAGUUGAAUUUGUGGCAGAGAGGGUGGGAUCCAACUGUGUUAAGCACAUUAAGGCAACACUGGUAGCAGAGUUGGUUCAAAGGGCUGAAGCCAUGUUGCAAGAUAAAGUGAAGGAGGAUGCUGCUAGUCAUGACAAACUUCUUGAAGAGGUGUGCACUCAUCUCUAUGAGGAAGGGGCCGAGGCACUCAUCAAAGGCAGAGCAUUUUGCAAAAAGAAAGGUCCUGAGGCAGUAAGGGUGUUGUUGCCAGAAGAGACAUCUGCAGCAGUUUUAAGUAGUGCAGAAAACAUUGCAGUGGAACUGGCUACUGAAAAAGCCUGUGGCUGGCUCUCUGCCAACAUUGCAGCACUCAUCAAAAGAGAAGUGAAGGCAACCUUCAACAGAAUGCUUAAAGUCCCAGGAUUUCCCUUGCCCAGUGAGGAUGUUCUGGAGUUGAGAAGGGACUGCCCUCCAGGCUGUCAGCACUGUGCUCCAUUUCCCUCUCAAGUCAUCAAUGAGAUUAAGGAUGUGCUCUGUGUUGCUGUGGGCCCACGGGAUGAGGGUGAAGUGAUUGACUAUGUCUGGUUGGAGUGCUUGCUAGGAAGAUUGAGUCAGACACUUCAAUGCAGAAAGUUCAUGUGUCCCACAUCAGAACAGCAGCUGGCAAAGUGCUCUGUUGAGUUGGCUUCUUUGCUGGUUUCAGAUCGUGUUCCUCUGAGUCUUGAAAUCAAAUCCCCAAAGAAGAGCCCCGAGAGACUGUGUGUAAAGAAUGAUCCCACCUAUGGCCUUCUAAAACUGCUGCUCUCUGUCUGGAAGGAGGACUUUGGGACACCUGUUCCUGUGCAGCUGAUCUUCAGCAAGAAGAACGUUGGUUACCUUGCAGAAGUUAAGCUGCGAGAGUGGGAUUUGUUCCUUUUCUUGCUUCAUGGUCUUGUAGAACAUGAACUAAUGAGAACUAGUGAAAUAGAGAGUUGCCUGCAUAGCCUUGAAGAGCUCCCUUGGCCCUCAGAUUUCUUAAAAGACCUGAAAAUGCUGUCCAGAGUAUUUGUGUCAGAACAUCAUACAAAGGAGCUCAGGACUAACCCUUGUGAGCUGACCAGACGAUCUCUAGGUACUGUGACCGCACAAAGUUAGCAGAGGUGGACUCUGUGGGCAAAAAGUACUAAUGAAGACGCAAAUGGGAUUUUUAGAAUUUCUGAAGGAUUGGGAGCUCUUUGUUGGGAGCAUACUGCAGAUAAGGGGUCACUUUGCAAAACCUGCACUGGUCUUUCUGUUCGUGGACAUUUGCUGUGGUGACUAUGCUGAAGGAUUUACAUCAGCAAAUGGAUCUCCAAGUCAAAAGUCCUUUAAGCACCUUGAUUAUGGCUCAGAGCAGCUGUUCUUUAGACUUAUAGGUACUUUUUUUAUUUGUGCAGCAACAGGCUGCGACCAAACCCAGGAAUCAAUUCAAGUGGACAAGUGUCUUUGUGAUCAGAGAGGCGGUUCCUUAGCGUCUGUCUCUUCUCUUAAGUCAAUGUGAUUUCUCAUGCUAUCUUGUAAGAAAGCCUCUACUGUCAGGGGAAGGACAAUGUGAACCUAUAUGACACAGAGAUGUGCCUAUAUUUAUUUUUCAAUGUAAGCUCAAUGUUGAAGGUUUGAUUUUAAUUUUUUAAGACUCAUUUUAAAAGUUAAAUCAUAUUAAAUACACCAGACCAUCAAUGGCAUUAUUGUUAAAGGAUGUAGAUGCUAAAGUGGUUUUCCGUCUCUUGUUGGAAACAGAACUUGUAAUUUCCCAGGGAUUUUAAUAGAAAUAAGGGAGAAAAUAUCUGUUUAUAUUUUUUACUGAAGACAGUAUUUUUAAGACACUUUUAUAGUAUGUGAACAUAAAUGGCAUCUGGCUGCUAUCCACUGGUUUUUAUAAUUCUUCUUGCCUUGAGUUUGGCUUUUUUCAGUCAGGAGGUGCUGCAGCAAGAAAACUACAGCCUGGAAGAGCAGACAAAGUAGUGAAAAAGCACUGUGAUGCACCCUGGAGAGCAGAUUUUGAAAGGAGUCCUUUUCUUGGAGGACAGUGGUAUUUUUCUGCCCUUCCAGGCAGAUCAUCACCAAGGAUAUGAUCUCCCCAAGUAUUUCCUUAAACUGGGGUUUGUGGCAGGGACUGCUGGUGACUAGCAGAAUAUGAUUAGAUGCUCAUUAGCUAUCUCAUGGGAUCUCCUGCCCACUGCCUGGUAGCAGUGAGGACAUUACUUCCUUUUGUCUAGGAGUGUCCUAUUAGUGUAGGUUUUUCCAGAAAGCAAGUUCUGUGUUUAAGAACAACAUCCAGACAAAGUAAAGACCAGGAUUUUUUAGCUUGGUAAUUAACAAACCUCUUCCUUGUAUAAGGUGAGAAAAGGGAACAUCUUGGAGUCCGUGAUUUAAGAAAAACCACAGACAGGAUUCAUUAGGCAGAAGUGUAGCUUCUUUUAAAAUUUAUGUUAUACAGAGAGAGAAACCAUAGAGGCACAUCAAUGUCUGAACUGUACUAAGACUUGUCUUGUUUACUAAGCCCUGUAUUGAAAGAUUUGGCAUGUUCCAUCUGCAUUGCUCAUUUUAGGGGUUUUCUGAUGUGAAUGAAGGAGAGAGUCCCUAAAAGUAGGCCAUGGUGCACAUACAGCAAGACAUGGGAAUACAAAUUGAAGCAGCAAGUACACCAUAUCAUGCCAUACCUGCAUCCUGAGGCUAUUAUGUUUUGUUUUGCUGCAGAUCUCAUUUGAAAUUGCUGUUUGUCAUAAUAAACAUUAUUAAAUGUCUUGUCUUGUGUUCAAGCUGUCAAUAUAUAACCUCUUUGUACUAGGGUGAAGAACAAAACAGGUACCUUGCCACAAAGAAUGGGGCAGAGAAAGUACAGUAACACCUGCUAUCCAGCCUGCUGCUGCUUUGCUUCUACUGAAAUAGAACUUUGUUAUAAAAGGGGAGGGAGGCGGGGCAGUGGGACAAAAAAAAAAGGAGCUCUGGGCUCUGGCAUGGAUUUUAUUUGGGUACUGUAAAACUGUUUGUGUUGAUACCAUUGCUCCAGCCAUUUUCAUGAACUCAACAUACCUACAUUAUCCUUCUCUAAUACAACAUGUUUGGAAGAUUUAUUUAAAAGGUGGCCAAGUCUCAGGAGCAGUUUACAACAUCCAAAGAACACAGUUGUGCCCUGUGGGCCAGGAGACAGUCAGUUCUCCAAUGGGACCCAGCAGGUAAGAAACACCUCUGUUUCUGUGUUC